UCCGGUGACCACGCUGCGGACUCUGCCGCCUCUCACACUGCCAUCGAAUUGUUAUCUAAAUAUCCGUUCCGGGGGCCUCGCCUCUACUGGACGACGCGACGUCGCGAUUUAUGCCGUUUUAUUCGUUCCGUACGACAAAUAUACCGAAAUUCGACCUAGGUUUCCAAUAAAAUGUAAAAAAGUAUAUUAAAUGAGUCGAGUGCUUGCUUAAUCGAUCGGCUGCAUUAAAAAGUUAAAACUGUUAUUAUCGUUUUGCGGUCAAAUUUUGCAGCUUUUGUUGCGCUACGAUUCAGCUCCUGGGCUUCGUUGUUAUAUAUUAUAGUCCAAGUGGUCAAGAAUAAGCUUUCGCACAACUUAAAUUAAGUAUCGAGUGGUGCCGUCCUGUGCUUAGUUCAUACUGUGGACAGUGCGUCGGUUCUUAAGAGGUGUUUUUUUUGUCGUUAAUUUAGUUGCGAGCUUUGGCGAUUUAUUUUAUUUAUUUAGUUGUACAUUUUUUUGCUAUUAUUGUGAUAAAACGCGAUCCAUGCUUGGAGUUAUGACUACCAUGUUAAGUUAACCUAACGUAACCAUACGUAUCGGAAUCAGAGGAACGAGUGGAGAUAAGCGCGCCUCUAUGCAAAACACGGCAAUCGCUCUGCUGGAGACGGCGUCGGCCUACGAGAGAGCGGUGCUGGAAUGUGAGCACCUGGAGGCGUCGGAGCACGGCGGGUUUCGGUGAGAGCGUUGGCACGGCAGCGGCAUGGACGAGCGCGGGCCGGCCGACGUGCCGCUGAUCGUGACGCCGCCGGGCGCGGGCGCGGGCGCGGCGCUCACCAGCUCGCGGCGCACGGCGUCCGCGCGCGGCUCCCGCGACGACCCGCCGCCCUCCACGUGGCGCUCCUCGGUGCGUGUGCGCGACACCAGUUUCCGCGGCUCCCGAAAAAGCGUCGUACGACUCGAACCGCCCUGUAAUGGCCUCAACGGGUUGCCUGCCAUCGGCAAGGAGGUCCUCUCACUGGGCGCGACGGGCGGCCACAAGGGAACGACGCAACCAUCCCACCCCUGCACUAUCCUCCACCAUUCUCCUUAUAAGGCCGCUUGGGAUUGGUUGAUCCUUAUACUGGUCAUCUACACCGCAAUAUUCACCCCCUACGUGGCCGCAUUCCAGCUGAAUGAACCUGAUUUCGACAAACGCUCACGUGGUUUCGGCCAGGAUCCCAUUGUUGUUAUUGAUAUGAUAGUCGACGUGACAUUCAUAAUAGAUAUCCUAAUCAACUUCCGCACGACAUACGUGAAUGCAGCAGACGAGGUGGAGUCGGACCCGGCAAAGAUCGCGCUACAUUAUCUGCGUGGGUGGUUCCUCAUCGACCUCGUCGCCGCCAUUCCCUUCGACCUUCUGCUCUUCGGCACCGACACCGAUGAACAGGGGCUGGAAAGUGAUGAGACGACGACACUCAUCGGUCUGUUGAAAACGGCGCGGUUGUUGCGCCUGGUCCGCGUGGCGCGUAAAAUUGACCGAUACUCCGAAUAUGGCACUGCCGUCCUCCUCCUUCUCAUGGCUACCUUUGUCCUUAUUGCGCACUGGCUAGCUUGUAUAUGGUACGCCAUCGGGAGUUGGGAGAGACCUCAACUGCAUGCCCCUAUUGGUUGGCUUGACGCUCUUGCUAACGAUGUACAGGCUACUUACGAUAACUCCACGGGACCGUCUAUGAGAUCUCGAUACAUCACAGCUUUAUACUUCACAUGCACUUCGUUGACGAGCGUCGGCUUUGGAAAUGUAGCGCCUAAUACUGACAUGGAAAAGGGAUUUACGAUAUUUGUCAUGCUUGUAGGAUCACUAAUGUACGCUAGCAUAUUCGGUAACGUAUCCGCAAUAAUACAAAGACUGUAUUCUGGAACCGCACGGUACCACACACAAAUAUUAAGAGUUCGAGAGUUUAUCCGAUUUCAUCAGAUUACAAAUCCCUUACGACAAAGACUAGAAGAGUAUUUUCAACAUGCAUGGAGCUAUACGAAUGGAAUUGAUACGUCCAGCGUUUUAAAGGGUUUUCCUGAAUGUCUUCAAGCCGAUAUUUGUCUUCAUUUGAACCGUAAUUUGCUGGCUAGCUGUGCCGCAUUUGAUGGUGCUAGUCCAGGUUGCCUAAGAGCACUUUCUCUAAGGUUCAAAACAACCCAUGCGCCUCCCGGAGAAACAUUAGUUCACCGGGGUGACGUCCUCACAUCACUAUUCUUUAUAUCUAGAGGAUCUAUUGAAAUUCUGAAAGAUGACAUUGUUAUGGCCAUAUUAGGCAAAGACGACAUCUUCGGGGAGAACCCCUGCAUACACAGUACAGUGGGCCGCAGCAACUGCCGCGUACGUGCGCUCACAUACUGCGACCUGCAUCGCGUGCAUCGGGACGACCUUCUCGAUGUCCUCGACUUCUACCCCGAGUUCCGAGCUUCCUUUGUCAACAACCUGGAAAUCACCUAUAACAUGCGAGACGAAGAGCUAGGCGGUAUUGAGCCUAGGCGGCGGAUGCGCUACGAAAACCCAUGCGACGCGAGACUACUGCGCGAAGCUUACGCGCGCACGACGCGGCGGCCUCACACUGAGACCUUCGCGGACAAGGUGGACUCUCAGUGUAGCGAUGAAGACACAGAAUCGCCGCCAAGUCGAGGUAUCCUAGAAUUUUCUGCCGACAAAGCGGGUCAAGACGUCACACCCCUUAAUUUUAAUUUUAGUAAACAACGCUCCACAACGCUUAAUUCUAUUACAGGCAUGCUAGCGCAACUAAAACGGAGCUUCCCAGACCUCUACCACCAUAAAACCCACCAGCCGCUGCACAACAAAUACUCGCAAUCGACGCCCCAAACGUACAGAGGGAGGGCAGCAGGUGUCCGUCGGCAAUCGUCCGUGGGUCCUUUAAACGACACUUCCCCACUGACGGGCGGAGCGGCCGCGGGCGAGCCGGCCGUGAGCACGCCGGCACACAGCGCCACGCUGCCAGUGUCAAGCCUCAGCACCAACCCAAGCUCUUACUACACCAAUGCGUCGCCCAGCCCGCCGGCGGCGCCCGCGCCUGCGUCCGGCCCCGUGCACGUCUCGUGCGACGACAUCCUCGCGCCGCACACCCCGCACGCGCCGUCCGCCGGCCGGACCUCCCGCUCCGCCCCGCACUCCGCCGUCAACCUACAUCAAACUGGAAGACCCACAGCCCUAGCUUUCACUUCGGAUAGAGUACAAAAUAUUACGCAGGAUGUUAUAUCACCGCAAUACCAAAACGUUGGCGCAGCAGCGACGGCGGCGUCGGUAGCCACGAUAUUGUCGCGACUGGAAGAGUUGAGCAGACGGGUCGCCGUGCUGGAGACCGGCCUCACUGCGGACGUGCGGCGCAUUCUACAACUGCUGCAAGCCCGCGAGGCGCCGCUUCACAACGCGCAGUCGGCGCACACUCCCUCGCAACCCUUACCGAAGCCUUCGUUAUCCGUUCCUCAUAGUAACGAGAAUCAGUGGGAGUGGAACUGGAACGGGCGCGGCACACGCAGCGAGCGCGCCGAGCGCACGCCGGGAGUGCAGCGCUCGGCGUCGGAGCCGCACGCGCCGGUGCCGCCGGCGCUGCCGCCGCCGCCGCACUCGCACUCGUUCUACAGGUAGUGUGAGGCAGGCGAGACGAGCGCCCCCUGCUCCCGGCCAUCGACGCGCUCGCUCGCAGAGUCCGCCUCGUGCGGCUCGCUGGCGGGCGGCUCGCCGGCCGCGCCCGAGCCGCCCGCGCCUGCGCUCGCGCCCGGCGCCACGCGUCCGCCCGCGCCCCGCGCGCGUUUCCACUUCUGUCGGCGAAUCGCGCGCGCCCGCCGCGACGACGCGAGAACCUUUCUCUGACGCGCCCGACCCCACGCAUGGACCAAUUUUGUACUGUCGUCGGUGCCCGACACCGACAUGUCCUCUCGACCUACCGGCGGACCGCCGCCGACGAUGUCCGCUCGCGCCGAGUCCAUUUGUAUUUAAAUUGCACAGAUUGUUGCCGUAGUAAGUAAUUGAAUACCGAAUGAAAUGUCCAAGUUUGGGUCGAAUAAAAAUUGACCUCGAUUUCGAAAAUUUUAUUCGCAAUAUUAAAUUACAAAGUUUGUUAUAAGUACAAUCUAAGUAAAAGAAUGUUUUGUCAUGCAAUAAUGGGUGGACGCAUCGGGUGCUUUAAUUUUUUCAUAGAUUAACUGCGAGAGUUAAAUAUACAUACAAAUAACAUGAGAGAUUUAUUACAUAAUAUAUAAAACAUCUAAAAUAAUCGAUCUCGUCUUUUUGUUAAUCUAUCGUUCACGUUUAAACCCGGGUGAACAAUUCGUUGAUCUAAAUGAAAACAUCAGUUUAGAUCUCAGCCGCACAGCAUAAAGUUAUAAGACUGAGACACGAUGUAACUCCGUGAACUGUAUUUCCAGAAGAGAGUAAACGAUAAACGCUUUCUACCCGUCCUUGCUCCUUGCCUUUACAUUGUAGCUAGGUAAUAUCUAACACUACUUUGAUCAAACAUUUUGGAAUGCUCCUUGUAGAAGUGCGUUUAUGAAAGUUUGCUUGUCAUAAUAAUAUUUAUUAUAGGUGUAUGUAAAUACCGCGUAAACUUCAGUGUUGCAUACCCAUAUUAACAUUUAAACCGAACUAUUGUUAAUUUAUUUACCCAAACUUCGACUGAUUAACGUCUAAUUUUAAAUAAAUCAUUUUUCUGGUAAAUAAUAAUUGUAAAUUAAUGUACAAGUACAUACUAAGGCACAGUUAUCUGACUUAAUUUAUUUUGUAUUUACGUAAUAAUGUUAUAUUGUAUCGACUUCUGAUCUAUUAAAAAUGAAAUCUUGCUCCUUUGUAUUACAAGUUCUUUAAGUUUAUUAGAUUAUAUUGAACUUUUAAUCGAGAGAUACAACCUUCAGAUUCUGAAAGGCUAAUCAAAAGAACGAAUAAGCGGUCUAUUUCGAUCGGGUUGCAGAAACGCAUCGUGAAAUAUUACCAACCGUUAAACAAACACAAAUAAAUUUAUUGCUUUGGUAUUUAUACACUUAACUGAUUUAUAUAAUUAACGAUUAUCCCGUUCGCAAGUCCACCUUGGACACAAAAGCGAAUUAAAAACGAUUUGAUCAUUGAAUAGCAUUUCAGAAACUGAGUAAAAAUGCAAAAGUGCAAUAUUGUUUUAAAAGACCUAAGUAUGAAGCUGUUAACCUAAGCGCGACCUUUGUGAGAUUUAUUUUAUAUAUCUACGACUUAUUAUCGCUAAAUUAUGGCUCAAUGGUUAUAUUAUUAUCUUUGUAUCGUGUCAGUAGAUAAUAAUUACGGGUAAGACAUUUCGCCAAUAUAUCAUGUAAGCAAUAAUAAA
This is a messenger RNA of Maniola jurtina (meadow brown), 5315 nucleotides long. RefSeq names its product potassium voltage-gated channel unc-103-like. Gene Ontology annotation, biological process: membrane repolarization during action potential; potassium ion transmembrane transport. The transcript is spliced from 19 exons. NCBI's taxonomy places the organism in Eukaryota, Metazoa, Arthropoda, Insecta, Lepidoptera, Nymphalidae. Gene Ontology annotation, cellular component: membrane. The coding region runs from base 740 to 3613 and encodes 957 amino acids. Gene Ontology annotation, molecular function: inward rectifier potassium channel activity. The record is from RefSeq and is a predicted model, not a curated record.